Messenger RNA from Rotaria sp. Silwood1, 1398 nucleotides. The record is from the annotation of a GenBank genome assembly. Lineage: Eukaryota; Metazoa; Rotifera; Eurotatoria; Philodinida; Philodinidae.
AUGCAUAGUGAAGAUCUUACUUCUACAAUUCUGUCGUCGAAUUAUUCUGGCGCCUAUGAUCAUAAACCGUUGACAAGUGAAGAGAUUUUUCAACUCACGAAUCAACAGCAAAAUAUUAUUUAUGGUCCAACUCUCUUUGCAUUGAAGUAUCGAGUUCUUCCUUGCACUGUAAAUCCAAGUAUACAUUAUGUUGGUAGCAACUAUAAUGAUGCUUCCACAUCCAAUUCGCUUGGUCAGUUAUUGUCUUCUACACGAGGACGACAAUGGUCUUCAAAAAGCAAACAAGGAGGAAUGUAUCACUCUACGAGUGUUUUACAUUUUAUCAUCAAUGAAUAUAAAAUUGAUCCGAAUAGUUUUAUUUACGAUUGGAGUUAUGAUACAUCGGAUAAUAGUUCUCUUAUCGCCAAGGUUUAUAUUGAUUUGGGAAAUUAUCUAUCAGUGCAAUUCUAUGGUGGUUCUAUAAGUCAUGUAAAUGUAGACAAUCCCAAUGAUCUCGAACCAGAUCAGGAAGAAAAAAUCUUCCAUUGCUUUUCCACUGUUAUGAUCUUCCACGUUCCACAAACAGCAGAUCGUGCACGAACACUUCUUGGACAAAUAUCAAAAUUCAAACUAUUUCCAAUAACUGAGGCUACCUUACAAAUGGUUUGUCAUGAUGCUCAAAGUGGUUUCUACACUUCAUCCAUUCGUAUGAAACAGCCUCACAUUACUGAUCUUAAACUUCACUACGGUGACGAAUUUGAGAUUAUUCAUGAACAACUUCUCAAAACAUUAGAAGAAAAAGAUUCUACUGGCAUUACUUUACUUCAUGGUCCUCCGGGUACCGGCAAAACUUACUAUUUGCGAUAUUUGAUCAAUGAAAUCAAAGAGAAAAGUUUGAUCUAUGUUCCACCUGAUCUUGUCAACGAAAUAACGAAGCCUGGUUUCUUACCGUUUCUCAUGCAAUAUCCGAACUCAAUUCUGAUCGUCGAAGAUGCCGAGAAUAUUAUUCGUGAUCGAAUACAAAACACCAUUCUACCCAGCCAGGCUGUAGCUAAUUUACUCAAUCUUUCUGACGGUCUUCUCGGCGAUGCUAUGCAUCAACAAAUUAUUUGUACAUUCAACUGUGAUGUCAAAGGUAUUGAUCCUGCUCUUCUUCGCGAUGGACGACUAGUGGUCGAACACAAGUUUGAUAAGCUGAGUGUAGAGCAUGCCCGUCGUAUGUGCGUGGAGUUAGGUAUAUAUGGUAAUGGCGAGGAUAUCCAUGAACCAAUUUCUUUGGCCGAGAUCUACACACGAAAGAAUGAUGCAGUGGCAAAUAUGGCAAACGGCUUUGGAAAUGGUCACACCACAACGCAAAAUAAACGACCAUUGAAGAAAAAAAAUCAGAAAACUGAUCCUUUUCUUGGCUUUUAUUCUUAA